AUGCAGUUCUCUCGUCUUUCUGUCCUUGUAGCCUUUCUCUCACUGGUCGUGCUUGCUGCGACCGGCUCGCCAAUCUCUGACACAGACACUGCUGCGGACACUGAGGCGGAUGGUCAAGAUCUCAUCGUCGCCUACUAUGACCGCCGCCGCAGCGCCAACUGA
This is a messenger RNA of Postia placenta MAD-698-R-SB12, 162 nucleotides long. RefSeq lists its product as hypothetical. The record is from RefSeq and is a predicted model, not a curated record. The transcript is spliced from 3 exons. The coding region runs from base 1 to 162 and encodes 53 amino acids. NCBI's taxonomy places the organism in Eukaryota, Fungi, Basidiomycota, Agaricomycetes, Polyporales, Adustoporiaceae.